AUGUUUGUGAGGAUUGGUGAGGCUUCCGAUGAAGUGCCAGUUAGUAUUCCAGACAUCGUGCCUGGGACCGAGAUCAGGUUUGCUAAGGUCGAGUAUUCGAAAUACCGAAAUCGGGUCUUUAAGAAGACUGAUUUGCAUUACAGGGGAGAAGUAAUCGACUCGGAUGGCGACGCUCAUCUUAUGGUCUUUCUUGAGACGCCUAUUCCUGAAACGCCGCAGAGGGAGUUUCUGAUCACGACGUUCAUUAAGCCAAAUGCUGUCUCGGUCGAUGGCACAUAA
Aspergillus calidoustus is the source of this 279-nucleotide messenger RNA. Lineage: Eukaryota; Fungi; Ascomycota; Eurotiomycetes; Eurotiales; Aspergillaceae. The record is from the annotation of a GenBank genome assembly.